ACAGAGCCAAGGCAGCGCAGCUGCCUCGCACACCGGACUGAAUCCCGUGCGCAGCCUCUGCCGCCUCCUCCGCGGUUGUUUUUCCUGGAAUACUGAUCCGACCUCGGGAGCAAGAUGUGCAAGGGACUCGCUGCACUGCCAGCCACUUGCUUAAAAAGUGCCAAAGACAUGAAGCACCGUCUGGGCUUCUUGCUGCAGAAGUCAGAUUCCUGUGACUACAGCUCUUCCCAGGGCAAGAAGGAGAAGAUAUCUUCAAGCCAGAGACUUAGCCAAGAGGAAGUCAGAAAAUGGGCAGACUCUUUGGAAAAUUUGAUCCAUCAUGACAGAGGACUGGCUGCUUUCCGUGCUUUUCUCAAAUCUGAGUACAGUGAGGAAAACAUCGAGUUCUGGGUCAGUUGUGAAGAGUACAAGAAAACCAAGUCACCAGCCAAGCUCAGCCCCAAGGCCAGGAAGAUCUAUGAUGAGUUCAUCUCAGUGCAGGCCACAAAAGAGGUGAACUUGGAUUCAUGUACACGGGAGAAGACGAGCCACAAUAUGCUGGAGCCCACACUGUCCUGCUUUGAUGAGGCUCAGAGAAAGAUAUUCACCCUCAUGGAAAAGGAUUCUUACCGCCGCUUCCUCAAGUCCCCCUACUACCUGGACUUGGUCAGUCCACCUAGGGCUGGCUGUGGGUCCGAAAACUGCAAAAGAAACCACACUCACAGCUUAGACUGCAACUCCAACAUCAUCUCUCAGUGUGCCUGAACCUGCAUCAAGGCAGGGGUGGGCCGGGCUCUUGCAGCAUUUACGGCAGCAAAAGCAUUCAUUGGCAUGAAGCAACAGAGCUGUCUCCAAUAGCUGUCUAAUGUCUCAGUUGUAUCCCAUGUCAUGCAACAGCCAGCAUUUGUAACCCAAUCCAGGCUCAGUGUGUGUAGCAAACCCUCCUCUGACGGGUCGGUGUAGGAGUGCUGGGGUCUGUGUCUGGCAGGAGCUGGAGCUGGAGGCAGUCGCUGCGUGUGCCAGGGCUGCCAGCCCAGGAGGGUGCUGGGGAGCUCAUGUCAGCCCUGGCUCUGCCCACAGAGGGACCAGAUAGGCGAGAUCACCAUGUGACACCCAGCCAGGUGCAGGGCACAGAGGAAGAUAAGGAAAGCACUGGGGACUGUGAUCUCCUCUUCCUAACAUGCAAAGGUUUAGGUGAAAAGGGCUGGCUCUGGUCCUUAGCUGUUCAUAGCUCCCAAAUGUCCAGGCUGUCAGGAGUGUUUGCUCAGAGCUCAGGUUGUGCUGCAUUGCAGUAUCAGGCACAGGAAGAGCUCCUACUCUUUCUUGAAGGGAGACCAAAACUUUUCGGACAGCCUCCCUCAACCAUCCCAGCCACAGUUGCAGGGAAGCUCAGCCUCCCUCGGUCAUCACGGGAAGCUCUUCCCUCUGGCCGCUGCUCCCUCUGUUGCACCAAGUGUAUGCCGGCCAAGGAUCUUUCCUAGGGCUGUGCAGAGCUGUCACUUUGGGGGAGGCUCAUUAUUUCCUAUGUUAUUAAUUGCGAUCUUCAGGCUCCCAGGUUAAAUACUCCAGCAGAGCAGAACUGAAACAUGUUCCUUCUCUCAGGUUUGCCUGUCCUGGCUUGUAAGGAGCAGUUUGUGAGGGAAUAGGACCACCAUAUCUGAGGAGGAAAGGCCCUACUUGGGCAUACUUGACAAUGUUGGAGUUUUUUAAGGUGUUAUUUAUGUAUUUCAGUAGCAGCAUGUCUCACUUUUUCUGAAGAUGGUAGGAGGAAUGUGUCUGUCUCAUUACUGCUCCAGGGCUUGGCCAGCAGGCAGCCUUUCUUUUGAAUUGCUGUGGUGAGACAUGGCCUUUGCAGUGGGCUUUGGCACUGACCUGCAGCGGGAAGCACUGGAGGCAGCUGCAGGAUUGCUGUCAUGGGCUGCAGCACCAGGUGUCUCACUGCCCCCCAGCCUUGGUCUCUCCCUCAUUAGAUAUUGCUGCUCUGGCCACUGUGUAUGCUGCGCUCUGCAUCACACUCCAGACAACAGCUCUCACACCGGGGUUUUGGCAUGGCAGGAGGAGGCUGUGGCUCUCCAGGCCCAUAGAGAAACUUCUUUUUUAACAUAUGCUUUAUUUUGUACUUACUCAAUGUACCAACACCUAUCACCAUGCAUGUUCAGCUAAGAGAUGGAGAGGCUUGCUAAAGUGCUGAACGUAGCCAAGCAUGUGGCUAUGUUUUAUUUUCCCCUGGUACUGGGAUCUCUUGGUAACUAUUGCAAAAACUGUAUCGAUAUCUAAAUAAUCAUGAAUGCAGUCUAAAUAAAAAUGUUUGCAUUA
This is a messenger RNA of Prinia subflava (tawny-flanked prinia), 2295 nucleotides long. It is a transcript of the gene RGS4, whose product is annotated as regulator of G protein signaling 4. The transcript has 5 exons. The record is from RefSeq and is a predicted model, not a curated record. The coding region runs from base 115 to 744 and encodes 209 amino acids. NCBI's taxonomy places the organism in Eukaryota, Metazoa, Chordata, Aves, Passeriformes, Cisticolidae.